UUUGCUCCACCAUUCCUUGGUUUUGGCUCAGCAGCUCACUUGCUCUCCUGCAGAAACUCCUGCUCAACGCUACCACUUUGUGCCUCAGAGACCCGCCGUCAUCGGAAUUAUGGCUAUCUUGGCAGUUCAGCCUUCUACUCCACAUCUCUUAGUUAACCGGAAAAACUCCUACGCAAUCUCGCAAACGAUCAGUCCAGUCGAAGAUUGCGAUAUACUCUCGCCCAUAGUCGACAGCAUACCAUGUAUACACGAGAACAAGGAGAAUCUGGAGCUGGCGAGUUACGAGGAGCGUCUGGUGGACGCCUUCUGCAGCGGCACCCUGGACGCCGAGGUGCCGUGCGUCAUCGAUGACAUCCUCGCGCUCGUCCAGCGCCUCAAUCUCACGCACGACGGCAGCGACGCGCGCGAAACGAGCACUACCAGUGACGCUGAAUCGGCCGUCUCUGUCGCUCGGCGAGCUCCCCUGGACGACAUCUCGUGGCUCCACAACGACGACGGCGACCAGGUCCAAGCAGCUCCAAGGAAGGGCUCCGACAAAAGCCACCCCAAAUCGAAGCAAGCCCCGAGAAAGCCCUCCUCCGUGGCCACUCGCCUGAGCGAGGAGAGCCGGGGAGGCAGCUCAGUCCCGUCGCGCGCUGCUGAACGAGGCUCCCACGUGGCCGCGCGACGAGGACGAAGCUGCGCCGCUCCCGCAUCCGCCUUCCGCUGACGCUGACCUCCGCACCACCUCCGCUGGCAAGCUGACUGCACGGCAGCAGUGGACAGUUCCUCCCCCCGGAACUGAGCUCGCAUCGCACUCACGCUGUAGUGGGACUUAGCCGUAGCACAGAUAGGCAUCUAACUUGUUCAUAACUCUGCAGGUGUUUGGUCAUUCCAACAACGGGACAUAUUGUCCUGCUAGCAGUGGAAGUGGACACUUGCUUUUAAUAUCGAACGGGCUCACCACCACACCCUGCCAGCA
Messenger RNA from Closterium sp. NIES-67, 961 nucleotides. NCBI's taxonomy places the organism in Eukaryota, Viridiplantae, Streptophyta, Zygnematophyceae, Desmidiales, Closteriaceae. The record is from the annotation of a GenBank genome assembly.